CCUGAGACCUAUAAGGCGGGGGCGGGGAGGGGGACACCAGGCGUCAAGCUUGGUGCCAUCUUGUGCUCUGGCGCUCUUCUAAGAGCCGUGGGAGGAACGGCCUGGCUGGCGCUUCUUUUUUGACCUUCAGAAACACAAGGGUAGGAGCUUUAUCCGUGACAUUGGAAACUUUCUUCAUGAUCCUGUUGAGCAAGUAUUGAAGAGGCAGGUGAAAGAGACUGACACCCCCAGAACAGGUUAUUCUGUCUACGUGAUCAAGAAUCUUUCCCAAAGUAGUGCACUUUGGUAAUCACAUAGGACCUACGAAUUUACGUAAAAUGGAUUCCACAUCUCUGUUACCAAUGUUUUUAGACAUGGAUCUGACAAUAUCACAUAUAGAAUGUUUUCCUAAGGACGUUCUAGUGAAAUUUCAAGGCAGAAAUAAUACUGAAUGUGAGUUUGACUACCACAUAUUACAGAGGGAAAUUCAGCAUAUUCCAAAAGUAAAAGCUAAUGUGGACAUUGAUGAAUUUUGUUUGGUGGAAGAAAGAGUAUCUGGAGAAUGGCAGAGAGGAAGAGUCAUGGAAAAGAAAAAUGAACUCUAUACAGUGCUCCUCAUAGAUCACGGAGAAGAACUAAGAGUUGAUAGUACACAGGUUGCUUCAGCCUGUGGCAACUUAUUUGAGCUACCACCACGGGUAAUAUUUGGUAUUUUUGCCAACAUACUACCAAAUGGGGAAAGAUGGCCUCUUAAAGCUUUGAAUUAUUUUAAGUCAUUAGUUGGACUACAAGUGAAAGGUUGUGUACAAGCUGUGUUGCCUUUUCAAAGGACUCUUCUAGAAGUACCAAAAAUUAUAUCCCAGGUUCUUGAGUUACAAUUAGGCAGACUUAUUGAUGGGGAUUCAUUUCGUCUUAUUGUGGAAAUGUUAAAAGAAUUCCCACAAGAAAUGCCCGAUUUACUACAACAUAGAAGACCUGAAUUGUUAAGUAAGAAUGAUCCUCCAGUUGAUGUUCAACAUGUUCUGGAUAAUUUGCAGCCAUCUUUGUCAGUAGGCAGUAUUGAAAGUAUAAAGGUAUCCUCUGCAUUGAGCCCAAGUAAAUUUUAUUGUCAACUAAUUAAAUGGAUUCCAGAGUUAGAAAAUUUAACAGCGUGUAUGACUUUGCAUUAUGAUGCUAUCGGUCAAGUAAGUAGUCCCACAUGUGAUAACUUUGGACUACUUUGUGUUGCCAAAAGAAGAAAUGGACAGUGGUAUAGAGGAAUUCUUCAGCAGCUCUUGCCCAAUAAUCAGGUGAAAAUUUGGUUCAUGGAUUAUGGCAGUACUGAGGCUAUACCUUCAAUCCACGUAAAGAAACUUAAACAGGAUUUUAUUUUAGUACCAUUAUUUUCAUUUCCAUGUUCUCUGACAUAUUUAAACAGUCCAGAUAGAGAUGCCAGAAAAUCUCAAUUGAGUGUAUUUAAACAAGCCUUGUUAGGACAAACAGUAUAUGCACACAUUGAUUGGUUCAAUAAAGAUGAACAUUUGUUUUAUGUAACACUACAAACUCAGGAGUCUACAAUUAAUUCUAAGUGUCUGCUGAAGACUAUAGGCACACAAGUAAUCUGUCCAGUGUCUGAAUCAAAAAUCUCUAGUAUGUUUAAAGAGAAUAGUGCUGCUGAUGUAAAUGGCUUUGCAGUUGAGCAUUUUGUUGGAAAUACUGAAUUGUCAAUAGACUAUCUAAAUAAAAACUCUUUGAAAGUAGGUUUUCCUAUUAAAACUGUAGAGAUGGAGAUAGAGGCUGCCUAUAUAGCUUUUGUAGUAUAUGUAUUAAACCCAUCAAAUUUCUGGGUACGUACUAAUGAACAUCAGAAUGAACUUCAAGAUAUAAUGAAAAAUAUAAACAAAUUUUAUGAUUUGUGUGAAAAUAGUGAACUGAUUCUAAGAAAUCCAGAACCUGGAUUAUUUUGUUGUGCUAGAUACAGCAAGGAUGGACAUUUUUACAGAGCUGUCAUCACUGAAAUUAAUGGCUGUAAGAUUAAUGUUUAUUUUUUAGAUUAUGGAAAUACUGAUUCCAUACCAUUUUUUGAUGUAAAAGUUUUGCUUCCAGAGUUUUGUGACUUGCCUGCCUUAGCCAUGUGCUGUUCACUUGCACAUAUAUUUCCUAUUGAAGAUUUAUGGGUGAAGGCAGCAAUUGACUAUUUUAAAAAAAUUGUCUUGAACAAAGAAAUUUUGCUGCAGGUUCUAGCAAAAAAAGAUGACAAAUACAUUGUAAAUAUUCAGAGUAUUGAAGCCUCAGAAAUUAUUGAUGUUGUCCCUCUUAUGUUACAAGCUGGAUAUGCAGAAUAUUGGGAAGUAGAGCCAGAGUGUUAUCCCAAAUCUGCAAGUGAAUAUUCAGUGUUAAAUUUAAAAUUUAAAAACAAAGUUAAUAUUAAAGUCCUAUCUGCCUUUCUUGAAGGACCUAAACUUUACCAUUCAAAUAAGCUAAAAGAAAGUAGCUUGUCUUUGGUAAAAACCCCAGCUGUUAAUUUCUCAGACUUAAAAAGUCCUUUCACCUUGUCUGUGGGGACUGAGUCACCACGACCUUAUAAAGAAUAUAUGUUUAAACCAGGAACAGUCCUUGAAGUUAAGUGUUCUUCUUAUUGUGGCCCAGGUGACUUCUCAUGCCAGCUUCAAUGUAAGGUAGAAGACCUAAAAGUACUAAUGGAACAAAUUCAGAAUUACUAUAGCAUUCAUUCAGAUCCUUAUCAGAUUGGGCAGAUUGCUUGUGUUGCUAAGUAUUCCAAAGAUGGGAAGUGGUAUAGAGCUGCUGUUUUGACUCGAGUAUCACGAAAAGAAUUUGACAUAGUAUUUGUUGAUUAUGGUUACCAGCAAAGAGUUUUAAUUAAAGAUCUUUGUGCUAUUAACCCACAUUUUCUUAUGUUAGAAAGCCAAGCCUUCAGAUGUAGUCUUAAUCAUUUAGUUGAACCCAUUAGUUGUAAAUCAUUCAGUUGGACAAGAGAAGCAUGCAGAGACUUUGGGAAUUUUAUUUCUUCAUCUAAAGGAUUGACUUGCACCAUUUAUGCCUUAGUUCUUACACAUCCAAACUCUUUAUGUCACUUAGUGGAUUUGCAAUCUCCACUUACUAGUGCAAAAGAAUUUCUUAUGAAUCAUGGCUCUGCACAGUAUACUACAUUAUCAAAGCCAUUCCCAUCUUCAGUUAGUCUUUACAGUUACUGUUAUUCUUCCUUUAACAUAAAAAUUGGAAGUGAGGAAGAAAUAUACAUAUCUCACAUAUAUAGUCCCAGAAGGUUUUAUUGCCAACUUAGUAGAAAUAAUAAAGACCUGGAGAUGAUAGAAACAAAAAUCACAGAGAUUAGUAAUCUCAAAAAUUGUCCAAAAUAUGAUCCUAGUAAAAUGAGACUGUGCAUAUCUAAGUAUGUAGAGGAUGGUCUCUUUUAUCGAGCUUUAACAAUGCCAACAGAUUCAUUAACUGACUUUCUGGUCUAUUUUGUGGACUUUGGAAAUAAGCAAUUAGUAGAAGGAAGUACAUUGAAGGCUAUUUCAGAUCAGUUUCCAGAGUUGCUGUUCACACCUAUGCAAGCUAUUAAGUGUUUUUUGUCAGAUCUUAGAGAUGUAGAUGUUCCAGCAGAAAUCAAUAGCUGGUUUAAAGAUAAUUUUUUGGGAAAACGAUUAAGGGCAAUAAUAUUGUCCAGGGAGUCAGAUGGCCAGCUUGGUGUAGAAUUAUAUGAUGGAUAUCAACAUAUAAAUCAGAAAAUUAAAAUGUUGCUUCAUGCUUAUGGAAAAAAACAUUGUGAUCAAGCACGCUGUGUGGAAAAGGGUCAUAAAAUAAGUGAGAAUAAGAGACUUACUAUUUUUUUGAAAGGCAAAACAGAAAACCACUAUCCCAAUAAUAUAAAUAAGACUCAUGUAGUAACAUAUUCUGAAAGCAAAACAGAUCAGUUAAUGAAUCCCAGAAGUACAUAUGCCAAGCUUUUGAAACCAUCGGCCUGUUUUAAAAUUGAACCUGUGUCAAAAAACAAAGUGAAGUCUUUGAGUGAUGGAUUCAAAAAUAAAGGUGUAAAAAUUGUCCCUGGAUCCGCACAUACUCUUGAUGAAAAUGAUGUGGGCCAGAAAUCAGUAAGGGUUGUAUCACCAUCUUUUAUCCAAGAAUUAAAUCAAGCAGACUUUCAAAACCCAUAUAAUCUUACUAGACCACAGAUCAAGGAUCUUCCUCAACCCAAAAUUUACUUGAAUGCCAAAGUUAAAGGAUAUGUUUCUAGUGUCAAUAAUCCAGCAAGUUUCCAUAUUCAGCUUGUUGAUAAUGAAAAUGUAAUCAUCAGACUUGCAGAUGCUCUAAAUGAAAGAAGAACAAAGAUAGUGAAAGAGAGAAAAUCAGUUAAGCCUGUGGUGGGAGACCUUGUAGUUGCCGAACACUCUGGUGACCAUGCCAUUUACAGAGCAGUCAUUAAGAAAAAUUUGCCAGGAAAUUCUUUUGAAGUGGAAUUUAUUGACUAUGGUAACACUGCGGUAAUAAGCACAUCAAAAAUUUAUGAAUUUCAGAGGGAAUUCUUAACAAUUCCUCAGCUAGGAAUCCAUUCUUUUCUUAGUGGAGUCAAGUGGAAUGAGCCUGAUGAAAUAUGGGACAGUAAAACUGUGGAUUAUUUUGCAUCAAGAGUAAGUAACAAAACAGUUGCAUGUGAAUUUUUGAAAAAGCAUGAGCAGAAAUGGGAAGUAAAUAUCAUUUGUGAUGGAACAUCUGUUAUUAAUGAACUACUGAAAUGGACAGCAUGUUCAAAACUUCAGCAAACAGGAUUGCAGAUGCCAGCGGUUUUCUCUCAAAAAGUGAGUUCUGGUGAGGAUAAUGAAAUUAAGAAAGGAAGAUCAAAUGAAUAUGAAGGUUCUAUGAUCCUUCAACCACCCUACCAACAGCUGGGUAAUAUUCCUUUUGAAGAGUUAAAACCUGGCCAACUGGAAAAGGCUGAAAUACUUUAUGUCUCAAAAAGUGGGACAUUUUAUGUGAAGUUAUCAAAAAAUAAAAAAAUCUUAUCAGAUUUAACAGUAUUAAUCACUAAAGAAGUAAAAAAACCUUUAUCAAUGGGAACUAUUAAAAAAGGCCUAGAGUGCUUGGCAAAAUCUAAAAAAACCUUGAAAUGGUAUCGAUCAAAAGUAGAAAAGAAGUGUGUUGAUGAUAAAGUGCUUGUUUUUUUAGUAGAUCGUGGUAGGUAUGAAAUAGUACCUUUAGGUAAUACCAAGGUGCUUAGUAAUAAAAUAAGAAAUAUUCCAAGACAAGCUGUGGCUUGUAAAUGGAUUUGGUUUGAAAAUUUUAGAAACAGGUCAUUUGAGUCUAUUGUGUGUUUAUUUGGUCAUCUGGAAAUAAAUAUUCUUUUCCUGAAAUAUUUAGACUCUGUGUGGGAAGUAGACAUUUUGGUAGAUGGCCUGUUACUUUUUGAAUAUUUAAAUUUAAAUACAGUUCGUGUUGAAAACAAACUUAGAUCUUCAGAAACGAUUUUUAAUAUGGAAUCUAAGUCUCCUGUGUCAUGUACAAUAAGAUCAUAUACUUGGGCCCAACUCCAAAAUGGAAAGCAGUAUUCUGGUAUUGCCACUGCUAUUUCUGAUCCAUCAGAUUUCUGUGUUCAGUUAGAAGAUUUCUUUGACACAAUGAAAUCUCUCUUUGUGUUGCUUUCUGAUCUACCAGAAAACUUACAAACAGUGCCUCAAGAGUGCAUAUUUCCUGGUGCUAGUUGUUUGUUCAAAUAUGAACUGGAAGAUCAGUGGAAUCGAGUAGAAAUUUCUGAAGUCUCUAAUCAGUCUUUACUACUUGUGUUGAUUGACUAUGGAUUUUCUGUUUACAUACCUUAUUCAGAUACAAAAAAUCUCAAAGUUGUUCCUGUGGAACUUCUGAAUUUACCAAGGUUAAGUUAUCCUUGUAUCUUAGGUGGUAUCUUACCUGCUAAGGGGAAGCAUUGGAGUGAAGAAGCCAAAAGCUUUUUUCAAGAUCAGCUAAGUAAACCAGGCUUAGUUUUUCAGUUGAGGAGGUAUAAUUUUGAAACAAAACUGGAAGUAGAUGUCAUUCAUGAGAAAAACAGUUUGGCAGAUAUGUUGGUUGUAUCUGGUUUUGCAGUAUAUUCUAAAGAUUCAGAUCAUCUUAAUGAUGGAGUUAGUACUAGUGGAUCUACUGAAAUCCAGUAUCAAUUACAGAGUAAGCCUGUUUUCCCAUUGUUAGAUCAAAAUUGUUACAAAAGAGAAAAUACAAGCUGUAUAUGCACUGAGAAACAAAAACUAAAAGAGAAAACCGUAAAGAAAGAGGUCUAUAAGAACUUAAGGAAAAGCAAUAUCAGUAUGCGAUUAUAUUCUAGAAAUUUAACUCUGAGGAAGGCUGACAUUGGAAAACAUAAUCCCCGAAGUACCAUCACAUUUGAUACAUGUACAGCAGCUUCAUUUUGGGAACUACUGAAUGAUUUGAAGAAUAACACUAAUUUCAUUGAAAACAUUUUUGAAAAACUACCAACUGAAGAAAUACAAGAAAAUAACACAGUGGAUUUGAGAACAAGGAUAAAAGCACUGCGUGUUAAUGAAAAAAUUAUAUCUGAGGAACACUUAAAAGUGAAGGGAGAUGAAAGCUCAGAUCCUCUAUGUAUCAGUUUGGCAACAAAUAAUACAUAGGAUACCGAAUAAUUACUGUUUUGUUGUAGAUGCUCCAAAUAUAUAAUAAAAGUGGUCUUCAGAUCAAGAGGAUUGUCCUUGGGGAACUACUUCUGGGAGCCUAAUCUACACUUGGACCUGAUUUAGAUGAUGAGGUUAUCUUGGGAUGCUUUCUCUUGGAAUCCAGCCAUCAUUCUGUGAAGAAGUACAAGCAGGCUUUAGAGAAGCUCACAAAGGUGAAGAACCUAGGCACCUGGUCCACAGCCCUGGUUGAGCUCCAAUCGACAGCUAACACCAACUUGCCAGUCAUGCAUCACGAGAUGGUAUCUGACCAUGUAGAAUAGAGGGAAAAGAGCAGAAGAGAUCCAAUGAGAGAAAAACAAAGACAGAAGCAAAGAAAGAAAAUGAAUUUAACCAUAUUUUGAUGAAACAGAGGAUGCCGUGUCUUCAAAAGUGCAGUAUGGUUAAGUGGAAAGGGAAUGACUUUGGACUCAGAUAACUCCACCUUUGAGGAUUGACUCCACUGGCUAGCCCCGUGAUCCCAGACACUCCAUGGUCCUCACACCUUUUCCAGGAGACCAAGAUGUGGCAAUUCAAAGGUAAAUGUGUUUUUGUCACAAAGAAUCUCUGAGACUAAGCAGACACAAAGAGGAAUCCAAAAGAGGUAGCACCUUUAAAUGUGUUUUUGUUCUUGUUCCCACCAUAUUGUAUUCCUCUAUUAAUUGUUUCUCCUUUCCUACAUACUCUUCCAGAAUUCUGCAUGCUCUUGGGCAUGGGGACGGUUGUAGAGGCUCAAAUCCAGACCUGGGAAUGUGAAAAAGACUAGGUGGACAAUGUAUGCAUCAGUGGCUGACUGGGGAAUGGAUGUAUGGGGCAUAAACUUUCUCUUGAGAAUUUUCUUUGUUAAAGCUAUAGUUUAUUCAGGGGAUUUUGUCACUUGUUCUACCAUUCCCAUGUUCUCCUAUGAAAUUCCUCUUUUUGAAUUUAUAUUCAAAUUAGGCAGUUUACAGAGCAGAGACUGGAUUAUCAGUCCGUUUUCUCUUGUCCCUUAUUUUCUAUACUUAUUCUCUUUACUAGUUGGCUAAGUGAAUGUAAAUAACUCAGUGGAGGAGUCAGAAAAGGCCCUCAAAUAUGGUGGUGACACAAGUCGAUAAGAACCAGGAGUCUGCCCGAUGAAAGCCAAGGGGACUGUGAGGUGAAUGGGAAUAUGCUUCCAUUGUAUUAAAUCACACAGAAUGAGAAAUUGGUAGUUUCUGUAGCUGGGUGUUGUUCAUUCUCCUAAAGAUACAGUUUGGAGUGUUGGGGUUUGGAGCUGAUUGCCAGGAAAAAAUUCUUGAGACGUCUUCAGUGUAGAAAGGUGGUUUUAUUAAGCACAGAGAGGAACCGUGGGAAGAAAGAGCUGUACUGGGGUUGUGAGGAGUGACUGAUUAUAAAAGAUUUUCUAUCCUAUGGAGAGGAGGGUGAUGUUGGGGCUCCAGGGUACUGAGUCUAUAGGUUUCUGGAGGUUGUUCUUUUCUUGUAAAUCAUUCAGACAGUUGCAAACUGAUGGAGACUCCUGUCCUUCAUGACUGUGAUCUUUAUCAUAUAACCAUUUGUUUUUCCCUUUCCUUUGUUCUUGGGCUGCCAGGACUUUUGAGGAAUGUCACACCUAUCCUACCUGGGGAGUGGGGGUGUCUGGAAGGGUUGUUAGCUUGUGCUUUGCCCUCAGCUUGCCUUUUCUCCCUCAUCAUUAGUAUACUUUAUAAAGUGAUGAGAAUAAAUCCAUAGGACUUUGCUAAAUAUCAUACGAUGCUCAUCACUAGGCUAGAUAGUUGAAUGAAAUCUUCAAGGAACUCAAUCUGGGAUUGAGUCUUUGGCUUUGUUGCUGUGAGUGCAGAGGGUACAGGACUGUAAGCUUCUGUGGUUAAUGAGGUUGUCAUUUAUCUCCAAAUUACCUGAAGAAUCCAGGCUGUGGUGUUCUGAAUAUAAAAUGUAAUCCUUCUUAGGUAUAAGGGUUUGGCAGCCUUGCCUUCCAGAAAUAAGUCUUAUUCUAGGAGAUUUUUUUGUGUUUUUUUGGUCUGUUUGUUUGUUUGUUUGUUUAAUAUCAGCACUCUUCAACACUGCCCAAGGUGAUCAGGUACUAAGGUUGUGGACAUGGCCUCCAGAUCAUUAAACCACAAGUUUCACAACAUAAAUAAUCUGAAUUCAAUAUAUGUAAUGCCCUAAGAGAUAAAUGACUGUGAAAUCCCAUGCGUAUGGUUCUUCAGAUGUCACUCCGGGGGCAAGCCACCUCACAUGGAAAGAUAUCUGCCCUAAGUGAUUAAGCUGGAAUUUAAUUUUACUUAAAUAUGUGAACACUUUUAAUAAGGCUCUGGAGGUAUUAUGAAGUUUGCAGAAUCUUUAUAUUUGAAAAAUGUUUUAUUUUGCUUGAUAACAUGCAGAAAAGCCCUUAUUGUGAUUAGCAUUUGAAUAGGAGGAUCAUCUUAAUACUCUUGUUAUUAAUAUGACAGAUUUUAUUUUCCCAAAGGUGACAAUUGAACCCAGUUCUCAGAUCAGUUAAUCCAUGUAUUUAUGAGAAUUGAACUUUUCUACCUUGUAAUUUGGUUCUGGAGUACAUUGGAUUUCCUUCUGCCCUGUGGGGUUCAUGCAUCAAUUUAAAUACCUAAGUUAUUGGCCUACUUUUUUGCCUAAUAUGAAAACAGGUUUUUUCUCUGAGUUUUAAUGGUUGUCUACAUGUUUUAUGCUGGUAGCAGUCUGUAUUGUCAUUUGUAGGCUCUUGAACCUCUGUGAGGUUGCAUCUGCUUCUGAGACACAUGUUUUGGUUGCUUUAAGGACAUUUAUAAUGAAUGGUGGUACUUCAGCACUUGCUGAUGCCUUUUGCAUGGAAGUGGGAAGUAAAGGUAGGGAGAAAAGGAAGAUGAAACAAUUUUUCUUUUUUUUUUUUACAUGCUCCUCUUUUUACUUAUCUGUAGUAUUAGAACCCUCAAUUCCCUCUCUGUAAAUCAAUCACUGUUUUCUUCUCCUUGCUAAGAGUUGCCCCGCUUGUUUUUGUGGUCCUCAACUUGCUUCUUGCAUUGAUCCCUUGUGACCAUAUUCCCGAGAAGUUAUGGAAAGUCAAGUCUAUGGUUCCUGAGUCUGCAUUGUGUGUUACUGCUCGGUGUGUUUGGCUCUCUGAAAAACCACCUUCCUAUAUGUGACUAUAAGUUUUGUUUAGAAGCUGCAGGUAAUGUGCACCCACCUUUGGGUACAGCAAGAGCAUAUAAAUUCUGAUUUCAAGUUUGUGUCAGAAAUAGGUCUGGGCAGAAAGUAAGGUUCUGAAAAAUUCCAAGAUAUCUCUCUCAUUGCCAGCUAUUUUUGCCUUGGCCAUUUAUCUAGGCCAGCUCCCACUUAAGUUCAUUACGCCUAACCACCGUCUCCUCUCCAGUAAGCUACCAAGAGCCCCACAUUUGGUUCCCCUGACUUCUCCAGCCUGUGUUGCAGCCUGUCUUCUGUUUGUGGUAAUAUAGUUACUGCCCCCAAAUGCUCUCACUCUUUUCUCUUUUAGGACUGUUCUUUAAAUUCUUUGUCUUCUCUUGGUUGGUCUGGAUCUCAUUCCAUUCUUCAAAGCUCAAGUCAAGUCCCACCUUUUCCAAACCAGGGUAGAAAUCUCCCUAAACUUCCUGAUAGCUUGUUCCCAGUUACUCUUUGGACACUUCUAGGAAUACAAAACCACAACACUUCCAAGAUAAAGUCAUCUUACCUUGGUGUAUCAUAUAUGGAGUAUAUUGUUAAGAACCAAUUAUACUAUGGUAUUCAGAUAUUUGCAAGAUGAGUAUGGAGAUGAAAUUAAUUAUGUACUAGCAAAUCUGGAUUCUAAUCCCUUUAUAGUCACUAACCAGAUGUAUGACCUUGGGAAACUUAAUUUUUCUCUUUGCAUUCCAGUUUUACUUUUCUGCAAAAAGAUAAUACUAUGUGAGUGAACUGAUUCUCAUAUAAAGUUGCUAUCAGAAAACUUCACUUUGUAAAAUUUUAGAAUAGUGGCAUUUCAUAUUAACCAGAUUUUGUAUAAAAAUUACAGUAUAUCCUCUAACUUUGGUAAACAUAAUAAUUUGUAGUUGAUGCAAAUUAAAAAAAAAGUGGAUAUGAUUCUUAAGCAGGUGUCUGUAAAUUACACUUGAAAAUCAGUCUCAUUAUUUUAGAAUCCCACUGGUGGGGUUUUGGGGUGAUGGUGGGGGUUCAGAGCUGAUGGCCAAGAAAGAAUUCUUAAAUCUUUGGUGAAAAAAAAGUGAUUUUAUUGAAGCAUGGGGACAGGACCCAUGGGCAUAAAAAUCUGCACUGUGGUUGUGAAGAGUGACUGAUUAUAUACCUUCAGGUUGGGAGGGGGUUGGGGACAGCAUAAAUCUCUAAGGAAUUUUGGAAGCCAGAUUCCUAGGACCUUGAGGGUUUUGCUGUUAGGAAAACAUCAUUUAUUACUGUUUAGUAAAACCUCAGUCAUGAGACCCUUCAGAGAUAUGUCAGGGGCCACAUGCUUGGAGCAUAAUUGUCAGCAUAUGCUUGGGGCUUAAAGAUAAAGGAGGUUUGUAAAGGAAUUUUUAUGUGUUUAAGGAGACUCACAGGUCCUGUUGAGGGGGGAGGUGGUCAAGAUAAUGUUAAGGCAAGAUUCCCUUUUGCCUCUUGCAAAGAAUCAUCAUUGAGGCAGCUGAGCUCCUACAGGAAGGUCACUCUGCCUGUUUCAAGGCCUUGUCAAUGGGCUGUAGACAGUAAGGAAACUUACUUUUUCAUUCGCCUUUGUUCCCAUAUCACCACAGCAAGCACUUAAAUCCCCUUUCAUCUUGAUGAGGGUGAUAUUAGGGCUCCAGAAUAUGGAGUCUAUAAGUUUCUGGAGAUCAGGCUAUGGACAAGAUUGCCUUUUUCAUGCAGGUUACUAAGUUAUCCAUAAACUGAAGGAAACUCCUGUCCCACAUGACUGUGAUCUCCAUCAGUCAACCAUUUGUCUUUCUUUCCUUUCCUUUGUUCUUUGGCAGCCAGGGGUGUCCAAGGAAUAUCACACAUAUGCCACCUUGGGGGUAGAUGGGUGCUGUUAGCUGGUACUUUGCCCUCAGCUUGCUUAUGCUCCCUCACCACCAUGUAUUCAUCCUUUAAAUAUAUGGUGGCACUUUUCCUAUGAUUCUGACAGCAAACAUCUUUUUUUUCUCCUCGCAUACUUUUUUCAACAAAGUUUCCUGCCACACCUGUAUAUAAAAUGAAAAUACAUCUUAAUAUAAAAUUUAGAAGAAAACUUGUAUUGGAAUAAAUAGUGCAAAGUUUAUAUGGGUGCUAGGUUGGCAGAUCAGCGCUUUUCCAAAGGAAAUGAUGAUGGCAUUCCAUCCAGAUCUCACAGAGAAGUACUGGUCCUAUUGAGAACUCCUGCUACUUAGAAUAUUUCAGAAUUUGCAAGUGGGUGGCUGCACUCCUCAGUCUCUCUGAGGUUUGUUAUGUCUUCUGAGAAGUGAGAAGCAAGAGCAUUGGUUCAGGAAUGAUAGCUGAGUGAAGGAGUGGAAAGUAUUUACAGUAAAGAGUUGAUAAAGUGACCCUUCCAAACAGCUAGCAGCAAUUCUGUUGGGUCCUUGGACAAGUAGGUAGGUCUGGCUUUUAAAUAUUAAAAGAAGAGGGGAUUCUUUCCUCUGGGCUGGUGUGAAGGGAGAGCAAAACAGCUCUGCUAAGGCAGUAGAGGUAGGAUCACAGCUUACAGCUGACAGUGACUGCUAACAGGCUGCAGCUUUUGUCACGUCACACUGCCAGCAUCCACCCUAUUGCUGACAAAGACAUUGACCUUUGGUAGACUUGAUUCACUAAAAUAAUGAGAGGCCAGAAGAAAAUGCAUUUGCAUAAUGUAAAGAGUGUGUGUGUUACUGCCGAGGAAGAAUGUCAUGUAUAAUAAAAAUGCUAAGCAUUCUGUCCUCCCCAACUAAAUGCAUAACCCUAGGGUCAGUGACAACCAAAGUACAAACCCUCAGAGCAUAAUUUGGAUGCAGAUCUGGUGGAGUUUUCCGUCUUUUUAGGCAUCUCUGAAGCCCUCCUUUGUACGGAGGAGGGCAUACAAUAGAUAUGGUGGAAAGGGUUUAGAGUGAGAAGGCAAAUUCUACUUUUACACUUGCUUAUUAUGACCCUUAGCAUAAGUCAUUUAUUAUUUCUAAGCCUCAGCAACUAAUGCAUAAAAUGAGGAUAGUGUUGUAUGUGGGGUGAAUAAUGUAACAAUAAAACAAUUUUUAAAUUAUGUGCAGAUUUUAAAAAUCAUUAAUAUCUCAUAAUCAAACAUUAAUUUUAAUUGGGGUUCUCUAGGAAACAGGCGCAAACAAAGGUUUAAAUGUUCAAGGUUUUUACUAGUGAACAUGCCUAUGUCAAAGAAAAAGGGAAGGAGAUGAGGGAAGCUGGGGGAACAGAAUACCCUGAUGCAAGUGUGACCCUGAGUGAAGGAGACAGAAAGGAAGUUUGGGUGAAUGUAUCAUAGAUUGUUGUGCAGUUUAAGGUUUGGCAAGGCCAUAUGUGUCUUCAAGCUAAAGAUGACUAUCAGGGGAGCUGCAUGUUUCCUGCCAAUGGUGUGCCUUCAUAUCGGCCAAACUCUCAUUGGCUGGAGGAGGCAUGACUUUGGUGCAAAGACAGUGAUGGGUACCAAAUUGCAACAGUUGUUUCAGUUGUAUUCUCUAUGGGUGGGUGUCUGAGAGCAGUCUCGUGACUAUCACAUUUAUUUACACUGAAAGAAGUUUUCCUAGAAGAAGAAUAGACAUGGAUGAAAGAAGGAAUCAGCCAUGAAGAGAUGUGGGACACAGGUUAUAGGCAGAAGGAACAGCUAUUAUAAAGGUUCCAGGACUAAAUGACCCCUCACAUGUUCAAUGAGACUAUUAUGGAUGGAACACAGCAAGGGAAGGGAGAGUUGUAGGAGGGGAUGUCUGAGAAGUAGCCAGAGCAGAUAAUGUAAGGCCUAAUAGGUCAUGUGAAGAGUUUCAAUUUUUUAGCAUAAAAUGCAAAACUACUGGAGUGUUUUUUUAAUUAAAAAGAUUUAUUUUUUUGAGUGUACUCGACACACAAUGUUUCAUUACUUUCAGGUGUAUAACUAGUGAUUUGACAAGCUUAUAUAGUAUGCUUUGUUCACUAUAAGUAUAGCUACCAUCUGUCCCAUUACAUUGCUAUUUAAAAUAUCACUGACUGUAUUCCUUAUGGUCUGCUUUUUAUACCCGUGGCUUAUUUAUGCCAUAACUGGAGGCCUGUAUCUCCCUCCCUCCUUCACCUGGUUUCCCAGUCCCCCACCCCUGUCCCCUCUGACAACCAUCAGUUUGUUCACUGUAUUUAUAGUUUGAUUCUAUUUUUUGUGUAUUCAUUUUUCUAGAUUACAUUUUUGAAUAGAAUCAUGGUAUUUGGCUUUCUCAGUCUGACUUAUUUCACUUAGCAUAAUACCCUCCAGUUCUAUUCUCACCUGGCACCAUCUCAUCAUUUUUAUGGAUGUGUAGUAUUCCAGUGUGUGUAUAUGUGUGUGUGUGUGUGUGUGUGUGUGUGUGUGUGUGUGUAUUCCAUUCAUCUGUUGAAA
Messenger RNA from Felis catus (domestic cat), 14100 nucleotides. RefSeq names its product tudor domain containing 15 (gene TDRD15). The record is from RefSeq and is a predicted model, not a curated record. Bases 318 to 6599 code for a protein of 2093 amino acids. Lineage: Eukaryota; Metazoa; Chordata; Mammalia; Carnivora; Felidae. The transcript is spliced from 9 exons.